UAUUCUAUGACUGUAGUAUGAAAAUGAAAACAAACAAUAUGAAUUUGAAUUUUGAUAAUUAUUAUAUCGAAAAUUCUUGAAUAGUUUUGUGGAAAAUCAGCCAAAGCUAUGUCAGAGCUGGAUUUGGAAUGCUUAGUUACUCUAGACUGCAAGCAAGGGGCAGUGAGAGCUGUUAGAUUCAACGUUGAUGGUUCCUACUGUUUAACCUGCGGUUCAGAUAGAAAACUUAAAUUGUGGAAUCCAUACCGCAGUCUCCUCUUGAAAACGUAUGGAGGUCAUGGGAACGAAGUGUUAGAUGCUUGUGGUUCGAACGAUAGCAGCCAAAUUGCAUCUUGUUCUUCAGAUAAAUCUGUUAUUAUCUGGGACGUAUCUACUGGUCAACCAAAACGAAGAUUUCGAGGUCAUGCCUCUUCAGUUACAUGUGUGAAAUUCAAUGAGGAGUCAACUGUAGCUGUAUCAGGUAGCUUAGAUAAUUGUAUCAUGUGCUGGGAUGUCAGAUAUACACAUAAUAGACCAAUUCAAACAAUGAAAGAUGCAAAAGACUGCAUAUCAUCUAUUAGAGUUAGUGACCACGAAAUUCUUGCUGGAUCAGUGGACUGUACAAUUAGAAGGUAUGAUAUGAGGAACGGCAGUUGUCAUAUGGAUUAUAUAGGUGCUCCUGUAGUAUCAGUGGAUUUUUCCCAUGAUGGUCAGUGCAUUUUAGUGGGAUCAGCCGAUGAUUCUAUUAGGCUUAUGGAUAAAAAUACAGGAGAAAUGUUAGCAGAGUACACAGGACAUAAAACUGAUGAUGUAAAUAUUGAAAGUGGCAUCAUAACAAGUGAUGAUUAUGUAAUUUCGGGCUCAAUUUCUGGACAUCUUUAUAUUUGGGAUCUCAUUAAUGCUAAGGUUGUUAAAAAGUUAAUGCAUACCCCUGGUAAAGUUCUCAAUUCUAUUGGCAUUCAUCCAAGGAAAAAUAUUGUUCUGACAUCAUCAACAAAUAACAUUAAACUUUGGGGUCCAGGCAAUUUAACCAUUGAGGAUACAAUUCAACCUCAGGAAACUUAAAUAUCAAACUGUAAAGAAAAACAUUUCCUGUGAAAAAUUUGUUUAUGUUAAUAGAUCUUAUUUGAAUACUUA
Messenger RNA from Coccinella septempunctata (seven-spotted ladybird), 1116 nucleotides. Its product is annotated as WD repeat domain-containing protein 83. The transcript is spliced from 4 exons. Gene Ontology annotation, biological process: mRNA splicing, via spliceosome. The record is from RefSeq and is a predicted model, not a curated record. Gene Ontology annotation, cellular component: catalytic step 2 spliceosome. Lineage: Eukaryota; Metazoa; Arthropoda; Insecta; Coleoptera; Coccinellidae. The coding region runs from base 109 to 1044 and encodes 311 amino acids. Gene Ontology annotation, molecular function: protein binding.